Messenger RNA from Nerophis lumbriciformis (worm pipefish), 1269 nucleotides. Lineage: Eukaryota; Metazoa; Chordata; Actinopteri; Syngnathiformes; Syngnathidae. The record is from RefSeq and is a predicted model, not a curated record.
AUGGCGUCUCCGUCUCGACAUGGACCUUCCAAGAGGAUUGAAGGAUUUCAGAAGUCCAUAUGGUUGGAAAGCUGGUUGAAGGCCGCCUCGUCGGCAGUCAACCUGGGCGCCGGAUCCCCGGACACGCCAGUACCACGUGAAAUCAAAGAGGCCCUGGUGAAGACAGUCUCUGUGGACAAGUUGAACCAGUAUACAAGAGCAUUUGGCCACCCUGCGUUGGUGGAGGCCAUCUCUUUGCUUUACGGCAAAUUGUACGGGCGUCCCAUUGACCCUCUCAAGGAAAUCCUGGUGACGGUGGGUGGUUACUGUUCCUUGUGCUGCACGAUGCAGGCUCUGGUGGACGACGGGGAUGAAGUCAUCAUCAUAGAACCCUUCUUUGACACUUACGUGCCAAUGGUUCGCAUGGCGGGGGCUAAACCUGUGCUGAUACCGCUACGACUUAAACCCGGUUAUAAAGCCAACUCCAGUGCCGACUGGUACCUGGACCCGGAUGAGCUGGCCAGUAAAUUCAGCUCGAAAACCAAGGCUAUCAUCAUCAACAACCCCCACAACCCCACCGGGAAGGUUUUCACCAGAGAGGAAUUACAAAUAAUCGCUGAUUUAUGCAUCAAACACGACACGCUGUGCUUCAGCGACGAGGUUUACGAGUUUUUCAUCUUUGAUGGACGCCAGCACCACAAGAUCGCGACUUUGCCCGGCAUGUGGGAUCGAACCAUCAGCAUCAGCAGCGCUGGGAAGACCUUUAGCAUCACCGGAUGGAAGAUUGGCUGGUCCAUUGGACCAGAACACCUGAUCAAGCAUCUUCAUACCGUCUUCGAGCACAUGGUGCACCACAGUCCAACCAUGUUGCAGGAGGCCCUGGCGCAACUGUUACUCGUGUAUUACAAGCAAAUGGGUCGUCCUGAGUGUUUUUUCAAGGCGCUGGCCCGAAACAUGGAAGGCAAGCGGGACCACCUAGCGACCAUGCUGCGGGAAGCAGGGUUCCUGCCCGUCAUCCCCGAGGGAGGUUUCUUCAUAAUGGCGGAUGUGUCAGAGCUUGACUUGCCACACGACAACAAUGGCGAGGACGAAGCCUACGACUACAAGUUUGCCAAGUGGAUGAUUCAGAAAAAGAAACUGGUCAGCAUUCCCGUGACGGCGUUUGUUGGGCAGGAAUCCAGCAAGGCUUUUGAGAAAUAUGUUCGAUUUUGCUUUUUCAAGUGUGAUGAGACUCUAAAUGCAGCUGAGAACAUCCUGAAGAAUUGGAAGUCGGCAGGAAACAGUGGUUAA